Messenger RNA from Anthostomella pinea, 606 nucleotides. NCBI's taxonomy places the organism in Eukaryota, Fungi, Ascomycota, Sordariomycetes, Xylariales, Xylariaceae. The record is from the annotation of a GenBank genome assembly.
AUGUCGUCCUCCAACAAACGCCAGUCCGUCCUCCCACGGAUGCCCGCCGGCCCCAAGGCGCCCGUCAACUUCUCCUCAUCGAUCACGAUUGCCGACUCGGCGCUGCUGGCUGGUAAGCACACCAUCAACAUCGGCUCGGAAUCUGUCGUACACCCGCGCGCGCGACUCGACUCGGCGCUCGGCCGCAUCACCAUUGGCCGACGGUGCGUCGUGCACGAGCGGACGAGUCUCGGCGCUGCGCCCGCUUCCGCGCCCGCUUCAGAUCCCACGAUACUGAAUACCCAAGGUGGCGUGACGAUUGGCGACUACGCGACUCUGGAGGUAGGGGCUGUUGUCGAGGCGGGCGGGACUGUCGUUGGAGAGGGCUGUGUGGUGGGCAUUGGGUGCCGGAUCGGGAGCGGCGCAAAGCUGGGGAAGCACUGCACACUGACGCCCCUGAGCGAAAUACAACCCGGAGAGGAGGUGCCGGACUUCACUGUCGUCUAUUCUAACGGUACGAGGCGACUCGACCGGCGCGGAAUCACAGAGUUGAAACAUAAGGCGCAGGCGCGCCAGAUAGAAGUCUUGAAGAGGUUGAUACCCAGUAAUCCGACCAAGUUUCAAUGA